Dendroctonus ponderosae (mountain pine beetle) is the source of this 1581-nucleotide messenger RNA. RefSeq names its product differentially expressed in FDCP 8 homolog (gene DEF8). NCBI's taxonomy places the organism in Eukaryota, Metazoa, Arthropoda, Insecta, Coleoptera, Curculionidae. The transcript has 5 exons. The record is from RefSeq and is a predicted model, not a curated record. Bases 83 to 1453 code for a protein of 456 amino acids.
UUAGAGACGAUAGAUUGGCGAGAGGACCUAAGACCUAACCUAAGAUUGACCAUAUACUCCACAAAAUAUCCCCCCUGGGGGUAUGUUCUGUGAUAUACUCGUCUUUAUCUAUGUUUUCAUUAUCACAAGCGUUUCAAUUAGUAAAUUUGUUUUUAAUAUGAGAAAUGAAUACGAUAAAACUGUUGAAUCGUCAUGUAGUCCAGAGUCAGGCGGAACAUUGAGUAGUGAGGACACGGAUAAUAUAUUGCCAACAAAUUUGCAUUCAGAGGAACUCCAGCUUGCAUUGAAUCAAGAAGCCACAGAACAUGAUCUGCUGGAAGCGAUUAACCGAUGCAAAGAGCUAAUUCUUGAAAAUACUGAAUGUUCAGCCGAAAGGAAGUGGAUUGUUAGACACUUAAUCGAGCUUAGAUUUCGACUACAGGAGCAUAAAGAAGCGAUGGAGGAUCCUAGGCAUCCACGAAAUAAGAGUAGCGGAGCUUCAAGUAGAUCAAUAAAAGGCCAUCAUUUGAAGUUGCAGUCCCUGUUGAAGAACGCCGGACAUCGAUACUGCGAUCAUUGUACAGGAACUAUUUGGAGUGUAGUUCAAGCAUGGUAUAUGUGUGAAGAUUGUGCCUAUGCCUGUCACUACAAAUGCCUGUCUUCAAUUGUGAGAGAAUGCGCUCAUGUAGUCGCAUGUGAAAAAGGACAAUACGAGUUUAAAAUAUGCCCUGAAGUGGGUUUGUCGGCGCAAAAGUACCUUUGUGCUGAGUGCAGAACACCCUUGGUUGUCCACAAUGUCUGGCCGGAUGCUAAGCGUUGCGAUUAUACGGGCCUCUACUAUUGCUCCGCCUGUCACUGGGAAAGCUCAGCAAUCAUUCCAGCCAGAGUUAUACACAAUUGGGACUUCGAACCACGUGCCGUGUCACAAGCCAGUCUGCAAAUUUUGCGAGUCACAGCGGAUCGACCUCUAAUUAACUUGGAACAGCUCAAUCCUAGGCUGUUCCACCGAAUCCAAGAGCUGAAUUUGGUCAAACGACUGCGCCAAGAGCUCCAGGGUAUCAGGAAAUAUUUAGUGGUUUGUAGAAAGGCUGUUGAUGAACAUUUGAUAUGGAAGUGUGACAGAGCGCAUUUGAUAGAGAAUGUCAACGUUUAUAGCCUACAGGACCUGGUUGAUACUCAUUCUGGAGACUUACCAUCUAAGCUGCAUGAUUUAGUUGAUGAGUAUUUGAGACACAUUAAAACUGAAUGUGAGAUCUGUCAGGGCAGAGGUCAUAUUUGCGAAAUUUGUAGAAACGAAGAGGUCUUAUUUCCAUUUGCUUCGAAUGCAUACGUUUGUGAAGUCUGUACUGCUGUUUCACAUAAAGUUUGCAUCGAAAGAAAAGAGAGAUGUCCUAGAUGUGUUCGCGCGGAAAAAAGAUUGCAGCAUUUUAGGGACCUUAACACCAACACACCUGAAGAUCAGCUGAACUCGUAACUUUUCUGGUUUCAUCAGUAGCUGAAAAGAGAUUGACUCGAUAGGAGUGACAAAAAUAUAUUUUAAGGGUUUCUACUUUCACUACAAUGUUGAUAUAAAAUGUAUAAAAAUUCCACUUUUUCACCCAA